This is a messenger RNA of Tetrahymena thermophila SB210, 1476 nucleotides long. RefSeq lists its product as hypothetical. The transcript has a single exon. Lineage: Eukaryota; Ciliophora; Oligohymenophorea; Hymenostomatida; Tetrahymenidae. The record is from RefSeq and is a predicted model, not a curated record.
AUGAAACUAAAUAUUGUUGCUUUACUUGCCCUUGUCUUAUCUUUGAACAUAGCUAAUGCAGAUAUGACAUAUCCUAGCUUCUUGUCUAGCUCAUAAUCAUCUAUGUUAAUGACAUGCAAUUCAGCUAUUACUAAUCCUUGCCCAACAGCAUCUAACUCAGCUGCAUGUAUGACAGAUAUGAUGAAUUAUAUGACUUGCUACAAUAUGUGUUCAUCAAAAAUGAAUUUCGCUGAUUAUAUGAGUUGUACCAUGGCUUGCACUUAUAAUAACAAUUCCUCUCUCAUGACUUAUGUGACUUCAAUGAAUACCUGUAUCAGCCAACUUGGAAUGAAAAAUAUGUUUUAUCCCAGCUUCUUAUCCAGUUCAUAAUCUUCUAUGUUUAUGACUUGUAACUCAGCUAAUGCUAAUCCUUGUCCAACAGCUUCUAACUCAGCUGCUUGUAUGACUGACAUGAUGAAUUACAUGUCUUGCUACAAUAUGUGUUCAUCGAAAAUGAAUUUUGCUGAUUAUAUGAUGUGCACAAUGGCAUGUACCUAUAACAAUGACUCUUCUCUUACUUCCUAUGUAAAUGCAGCUAAUACUUGCUCUAACAACCUCGCUAUGAAUUCAAUGUUCUGGCCCUCUUUCUUUACUUCCUAAUAAGGAUCGAUGUUGAUGAUGUGCCAACAAAAAAUAGCUAACCCUUGCACAAGCUCAUCUAACUCCGCCAUGUGUAUGACAGAUAUGAUGAGUUAUAAUGCUUGCUACAAUAAAUGUUCCUCAAAAAUAAACAUCAAUGAUUAUAUGACUUGUACUAUGGCAUGUACUUCAAGCAAUUCAAGUCUUUAGAUGUACAUUCAAUCAAGCAAUAUGUGCAUUAACAUGUUCACAAUGCCUUAAUAUCCUAUGUUUUUAAACUCUUCUAUGUCAAGUAUGCUAAGUUAAUGCAAUUAAAAAAUUUCAAAUCCUUGCUAAAGUGCAUCUAACUAAGCUAUGUGUAUGUCGGAUAUGAUGUCAUACUUAGCUUGUUAUAAUAUGUGUUCUUCUAAAACUGCAUUAAAUGAUUACAUGACUUGUACUAUGUAAUGUACCUCAACUGACUCUUCUCUUUCUAUGUACAUUACUUCUAUGAACAUGUGCACUAUGAAUACUUUCAUGUCUGCUAUGUAAACUAUGAUGAAUCCCCCAUCAUUUUUGGGCUCUUAGGAUAGUAUGAUGCUCAAAAAUUGCAUGCAAAACAUUUCAAAUCCUUGUGCUUCUUCUAUGAACAUGUCCUAAUGCUCUGCUGAUAUUAUGAGCUACAUGUAAUGUUCUAUGGCAUGUGGUUCUAAAACAUCUAUAUCUGACUACAAAACUUGUUCAAUGGCAUGUACUUCCACAGAUUAAAUGCUUAAUGACUAUAUUAAUUCAACAAACGCUUGUCUCAACAAGAUAAGCAACUCAGUUGUAUUAAAGGUAUCAGCUUUAAUCUUAAUUGCAUUUAGUCUUAUCAUUUGA